This is a messenger RNA of Acanthisitta chloris (rifleman), 1389 nucleotides long. It is a transcript of the gene ARFGAP3, whose product is annotated as ADP-ribosylation factor GTPase activating protein 3. Gene Ontology annotation, biological process: COPI coating of Golgi vesicle. Gene Ontology annotation, molecular function: GTPase activator activity. Bases 73 to 1389 code for a protein of 438 amino acids. Lineage: Eukaryota; Metazoa; Chordata; Aves; Passeriformes; Acanthisittidae. The transcript is spliced from 15 exons. The record is from RefSeq and is a predicted model, not a curated record.
CUUGGAGUUCAUUUGAGUUUCAUUCGAUCUACAGAACUGGAUUCCAACUGGUCUUGGUUUCAGCUCAGAUGCAUGCAGGUUGGAGGAAAUGCGAAUGCUUCUGCUUUUUUCCAUCAACAUGGAUGCACAACAAAUGAUACCAAUGCCAAGUAUAACAGUCGUGGUGCUCAGCUGUACAAGGAGAAGAUCAAAUCUCUUGCAACACAGGCCACAAGAAAACACGGUACUGAUCUGUGGACAGAUGGAUGUGGAAUGCCACCUGCAUCACCUCAAAGCAAAGAGGAGGAAGAAGACUUCUUCGCAUCCCAUGUUUCUGCCAAGAAUACAGAGUGGAUGUUACCAGAGCCAGUUUCUCUCCAGCAGAAAACUUCAGAAAACAUUCUAGAUUCCUGUGAAAGACCAGAACAUGGACCAAGUGUGGAUUGCCUUAGCACAUCACCGCAACCUGCAUUAGAGAACACCACCUUCAUAAAAAGGAAGCCAAAUCAACCUAAGAAGGGGCUGGGUGCCAAAAAAGGUGGUUUGGGGGCCCAAAAAGUGAGCAGCCAAAGCUUUAAUGAGAUUGAAAAACAAGCACAAGCUGUAGAUAAAAUGAAGGAACAAGAGGAUCUUCAUGGCAGUAAGAAAACCGAGAAGGAAGAACCACUUGUAUCAUCUUUACGGUUGGCCUACAGAGAUUUUGAUAUUAAAGCAAGAGAAGAAAGCUUAAAUCUGUCUGGUAAGAAGAAAACUGAAUUGGAGAGGCUUGGCAUGGGCUUGGGCAGCAACAGGAGUGGCAUUUCUCACUCAGUCACCUCAGAUAUGCAAACAAUAGAGCAGGAAGCACCUGCAGUUGCAAAGCCAAAGAAGAGCUACACAGAUGAUGUGGAAGACUCAUAUUUCUCUUCUAGUUCAAGGUACUAUGAUUCUUCAGAUUUAAGGAGCAGCACUUUCUCUAAAUGGGAUGACAAUUCAGAUUCUUUUUGGAAGAAAGAAAAUAAUAGUAGAGAUAUUGAUAUAAUGUUAACUUCAAAAAGCACAGGAUUUUCAGACAGGCCUGCAUCUCAUCGUAAGCCUGAGUAUGAACCACCUUCAAACACAGAUGAGGCCCAAAAAAAAUUUGGCAAUGUAAAAGCAAUUUCUUCAGACAUGUAUUUUGGAAGGCAGGACCAUGCUGAUUAUGAAGCAAGGGCUCGACUAGAAAGGCUUUCUGGAAGCACAUCUAUAAGUUCUGCUGACUUGUUUCAAGAUCAGAAAAAACAACCAUCAGGAAGCUACAAUAUUACAAAUGUCUUGCCUUCAGCUCCAGAUAUAGCUCAGUUUAAAGAAGGAGUGAAAUCAGUGGCUGGAAAGCUUUCAGUACUUGCUAAUGGAGUCAUGACAUCUAUACAGGAUCGAUACGGUUCAUAA